This is a messenger RNA of Myotis myotis, 1462 nucleotides long. RefSeq names its product gremlin 2, DAN family BMP antagonist (gene GREM2). Gene Ontology annotation, molecular function: receptor ligand activity; BMP binding. Gene Ontology annotation, biological process: animal organ morphogenesis. The transcript has 2 exons. Bases 44 to 571 code for a protein of 175 amino acids. The record is from RefSeq and is a predicted model, not a curated record. Lineage: Eukaryota; Metazoa; Chordata; Mammalia; Chiroptera; Vespertilionidae.
AGGAGGAGGAGGAGGAGGCGGCUUGCACCGCGUCGCUGCAGGGAUGUUCUGGAAGCUUUGGCUCUCCUUGAUCCUGGCGGCCGCGCUGGCGAGGGCGGCCCAUGGCAGGAAGAACCGGCCGGCGGGCGCCAUCCCCUCGCCCUACAAGGACGGCGGCGGCGGCGGCGGCGGCGGCGGCAGCAACAACUCGGAGCGCUGGCAGCACCAGGUCAAGGAGGUGCUGGCGUCCAGCCAGGAGGCGCUGGUGGUCACGGAGCGCAAGUACCUGAAGAGCGACUGGUGCAAGACGCAGCCGCUGCGGCAGACGGUGGGCGAGGAGGGCUGCCGCAGCCGCACGGUGCUCAACCGCUUCUGCUACGGCCAGUGCAACUCCUUCUACAUCCCGCGCCACGUGCGCAAGGAGGAGGCGUCCUUCCAGUCGUGCGCCUUCUGCAAGCCGCAGCGCGUCGCCUCGGUCCUCGUGGAGCUCGACUGUCCCGGCCUGGACCCGCCCUUCCGACUCAAAAAGAUCCAGAAGGUCAAGCAGUGCCGGUGCAUGUCCGUGAACCUGAGCGACUCGGACAAGCAGUGAGCGCGCGCCCUGGGCGCACGCCGCCCCGCCCCGCCCCGCUCCGCGCGCGCCGGUCCCGGUCCCCAUCCUCGAACCCGCUCACGCAGCAAGCACGUGCCCUGGGGGCGGGUCGUGGCCACGAGGGGAGCUUGGCUGGUGGGUGGGUGGCCCACCCUGGGCCUCCCGAGCCCGGAGGAAGAUGCUGGACCGGCCCCCAGCGGUGGGAGAGGCGUGGAUGUUUCCACCGUGUGGAAAGGGGAGCGUUUCUCUGGCCUCGCCUGCGCUCCAGCUCGCCCUCUGCCUCCCGAAGUGAAGGAUGCGCCCCUCUUCAGAGCAGCCCCUCAACCCCCUGCUGCUGGUCCCGGUCCCCCUGGCCCCCCUGGUGCCCCCGGGCCCCCUGGUCCCCAUGGCUGGGGCUGCCCUCUCGCUGCUGAGCUGCGGAUUCGGAACAGCUGCCUGUGGGCGGGGAGUUCCUCGUCCCCUGAUGCCAAGAAGCCGACUUGGGUGGCCACAUGGGCCUCCCUGGGGGCCUUGCUUACAGCAGGCCACGCUCUCCCCACGCCCUCAGCCGCCGCCACCAUCCUCACUCCCCCCACCGCCAACAACGGACUCAAGUUGAACUCGAGCGCAUGCUGUUCUCGCUGCCAUUCGCCUGUUCUCACACGCACAGCCUGCACUGCGGCGCCCGGCAUGGCGGCCUCCCUGGCCUGUACUGUAAAGAGCUGUUCACACGUAUUCCAGACCCCGCCUUGUACUGUCUCACGGGUUUGGACCCCGGCUUUGCAGCAGGUUCUGAGUCGAGUUGGGAUCAGAAACAACGCCUGGCAGGUGCCUGUUCUAGACUGGGAAGGGGGGUGAGGGAGGAGGGGUGGUUUCCCCUUGAAUGGAAGGCAGUCAUGGCACCACAAUGUA